Messenger RNA from Seminavis robusta, 2156 nucleotides. Lineage: Eukaryota; Bacillariophyta; Bacillariophyceae; Naviculales; Naviculaceae. The record is from the annotation of a GenBank genome assembly.
UGCUUGCGGGACUGUCUGGUAAGACUCCAUCACGAUUCCAGAAGCUGUGCCUCCAUCCACAACAAGACGACGACAACAAACACGAGCUAAGAAGCUUGCUUGUCAAAGGGUUCCGCUUCUUCCAUUUGUCUAUUGAGCUAACUGGCUAGAAGAUAGAAACUGACUGCAUAAUCAAUUAAGAAGAUGACGGCCCAAGUAGUCAUGGAGUACCGAGAAGACGAUCCCAGUUACUGGCGUCGCAAAGCGCUGCUGUCGGAAAUUGGAGACGAUGGCCAAGGAACUUCCGGUGGUGGAAUUUCCGUGAGUAGCUUCUUUCCCAUUACACGGUACUACGAAGCUGCGGACAAAGUGUUGGCAGCCUUUGAAGAUGCUGUCGGACGAGGCGACCUAGACAGUACUUUUGUCUAUGGCAAACGCUUUUGUACCUUUUGCAUUGAGAGCAUUCCCAAGCACGAUUACUACCUCAGUGCCAAGUACAAGAAUCUACGACACAAGUACACGCGAGAUGCCGAGACGGUGCUCAAGCAUUUGGACGAAGUCAAGGCCAAGAUGAACGCAGAAGAACGCGUCAAGCACAAGAAACGCAUGGAAUUGGCGCGCCAGGAAGCCGCUCGCAGAGAAGCCGAACGAAAGCGCCAAGAAGCCAUCCUGCGAGAAAAAGAAAGAGCCAAAUACCAGGAACUCAUGAAACGAGCCGAAUUACAACGGCAAAACAACAACGCCAAGACUGCCACUAGUAGUAAUGCUAAUGGAGGAAAAGAUGUCCAGGCAUCUGCCAUGAACAAAUUGGAACUAUUGAUGAAACAAACCAGUGCUUCCAAAGUUGCAACUCCUCCUGAUCCACAAUCACAAAAUCGACCUUCGGGACGAUACUUUUUGGCAGACACGGAUGACGAAGAAACAGAACAACCGCCCGUCAAUGGACAGAAAAUCUGUAUUGGAGCACCACUACCACCCCCCAUGCCACCACCGCCAGCCUAUGGAGAUGCCAAGGCCCGGAUCCCCAACGGAUCGCUACCACCGGCUCUGUCUCCACCCUCAACGUCGCCAUCAGCCGCCACCACCACGGAAACACCACCACCCUACGAUUUUGCCAUUAAUACCCAACGACACAAUCCAUUUUUGGGACCUGCCACUGGCGCAUCCUAUGCCUUACCACCACCUGUUCAACCAUGGGAGAAUAAUAAUAAUAAUGGACAUGUGCGACCUCCCAGUUACAACGCUGUCAGUGGAACAAGUUCGUCAUCUCCAUCUCAUCAGCUACCAGAUCCACCCACCAAACGAUACCCCACACAAUCCCAACAGCCACCCAAGAGAAAGAAAAAAGUUUCCGUGCGACAGUUGCGGGAAACGGCAAGACGACGAUACGGGGAUUUCGUACAGGAUGGAAUCAUUGAAAUUCGACCCAUUGAUACAUACCAAGGACGAUACAGUCAAUCCACCAAUGGUUGUACUGUCAUUAGUCCCUUGGUCGUAGCUCAUCACUUGGCAACGUCCAAUGGUGUACUCUUGCCAGAUCGAGAAAUCAAACAUGUCAUUGACAAUGAAUGUGGACCGCUUCUACGGGAGAUUCGUGGAAAGUUGGGACUCGAAAAUCACAGCCUCAUUAUCCCUUCGGACGUGCACGAUCAUUUGGUGGAUAAAAACAUUUUGAAGCAGGACCAUUUCGUGGGUGCCACGGGAGGAAACAUUAUCAACGAAGAACACAUUGGCGAAUUCAUCAAACUCUUCCAGGAAAAGAGAAAAGCUGGAGCGGCAUUGUUCUUUCGUGAACACGUGGUUAGCAUCAUCAAGAUUCCCGUGGGCGGUGGAAGGGCGUAUUACGAUCUGGUGGAUUCCAUGCCCGGAACAAAGGAUGCCCGCAACAAUCCAUGUGCCAGUCGCACACGCUGCAAGUCCGAGGAAGCAUUGGAUGUCCUGUUGAAGUGGUAUGCCACCAAAAAGUUCACAGAAUCCAACUGUUCCUACAUUGACAACAAUGGCUGGAAUGACAUGAUGGCCGAUCUAGACCCCCGAGUCUUUCAAGGCUUUGUGUGGGGCAAAGACGAGUGAUGGCAAUGCGCCAACGACAACACACACAAACACACAAAAUGUGACGUAGUACUAGAAAGUAAUCAACACACUACUGUAGCUAGGUAUAGUAGUCUUUGUCUCUG